AUGGACAGAGUUCUGGACCGAGUCUUGGAUCGUCUGGAUGCAACAUUGUUCCUGCAGAUCUGGCAGCACUUUGAUGUUCAUGACCAGGGCCACUUGGAGAGACAGGAUCUGGAGGAGUUCUUCCGUCACAUGCUGCAGAAACUGGGACUGAAGAGGGAGGAGGUGACGGAGCAGAGGGUGGAGAUCCUCAGGGAGAAGGUGCUGUCUGCGUUUGACCCAAAAGAUGAUCAGCUGCAGAUCCAGGAGGUGGCGGCGCUGUUGCUUCCUGAGGAUGAGAACUUUCUGCUUCUGUUCAGACGAGAGACGCCUCUGAACAACAGCGUGGAGUUUAUGAGGAUUUGGAGAAACUACGACCAGGACAGCAGCGGCUUCAUCUCUGCGCUUGAGCUCAAGGGCUUCCUUCAGGACCUGUUUGUGCAGCACAGGAAGUCCAUCAGCGCCGACAAACUGGACCAGUACACCGUCUCCAUGAUGAAGAUGUUUGACAAAAACAGAGACGGGCGCUUGGACCUGGAAGAACUGGCCAGGAUCCUGGCAAUGAAGGAGAACUUCCUGCUACGCUUCCAGAUGGACGGCUGCAGUCUGGAGGAUCGUAGGAGAGACUUUGAGAAGAUCUUUGCUCAUUAUGAUGUGAGCGGGACUGGAGCUCUGGAGGGACCCGAAGUGGACGGUUUUGUUAAGGACAUGAUGGAACUUGUCAAGCCCAGUAUCAGCGGGUUGGAACUGGAUGGUUUCCGGAAGCUCCUCUUGAAUCACUGCGACUUGAACCGAGACGGAAAAAUCCAGAAGAAUGAACUUGCCCUGUGUCUGGGAAUAAAACUGUCCUAACACCUGCUCCUGUCUGCUCCUCUGACUUUGCUCCUCUGCUCCUUUUGCUCCUCUGGCUCUUCUUCUCUGCUUCUCUUGCUCUUGUCCUGCUCCUCUGGUUUCUCUCCACUGGUUCUGCUCCUCUUCUCCUCUGGUUCAUCUCCUCUGGUUCUGCUUCUCUGGUUCUGCUCCUCUGGUUCAGCUUCUCUGGUUCUGCACCUCUGAUUCUGCUCCUCUUGUUCUGCUCCUCUGAUUCUGCUCCUCUUGUUCUGCUCCUCUGGUUCUGCUUCUCUGAUUCUGCUCCUCUGAUUCUGCUCCUCUUGUUCUGCUCCUCUGAUUCUGCUCCUCUGAUUCUGCUUCUCUGAUUCUGCUUCUCUGGUUCCUCUUCUCUGGUUCUGCUCCUCUGCAUGAAGAUAAUCCUUUGCUCUAAAACAAAUUGAAAUUGUGGAAAAAACAGAAUUGUGUGGUAGCAUGACAACAAAGUUAGUGUCAUGAGAAGGAUUUAGACUUGGUUAGUCCUGGUUUAGUCUUGUUAGUUCCAGUUUAGCUCUGGUUUAAUCCUGAUUUAGUCUGUCUUUUCCAGCAUUAUUCCUUCUUUAGUCCUGGUUUAAUCCUGGUUUAGUCCCAGGUUAAACCCGGUUUAGCCCUGGUAUGGUCCUGAUUUAGUCCCAUGGAGUUUAGUCCUGGUUUAGUCCUGAUUCAGUGGUUCAGUUCUGAUUUAGCUGAG
This is a messenger RNA of Boleophthalmus pectinirostris (great blue-spotted mudskipper), 1534 nucleotides long. Its product is annotated as secretagogin-like. Gene Ontology annotation, cellular component: nucleus; synapse; dendrite. NCBI's taxonomy places the organism in Eukaryota, Metazoa, Chordata, Actinopteri, Gobiiformes, Gobiidae. Gene Ontology annotation, molecular function: calcium ion binding. The transcript is spliced from 11 exons. The record is from RefSeq and is a predicted model, not a curated record. Gene Ontology annotation, biological process: regulation of long-term synaptic potentiation; regulation of presynaptic cytosolic calcium ion concentration. Bases 1 to 828 code for a protein of 275 amino acids.